Messenger RNA from Notothenia coriiceps (black rockcod), 495 nucleotides. RefSeq names its product MOB family member 4, phocein (gene mob4). The transcript has 5 exons. The record is from RefSeq and is a predicted model, not a curated record. NCBI's taxonomy places the organism in Eukaryota, Metazoa, Chordata, Actinopteri, Perciformes, Nototheniidae. The coding region runs from base 43 to 480 and encodes 145 amino acids.
CUACAACACAGCGUCUGACGAACAUCCGGGUAUUCUGUCGAGAUGGUCAUGGCGGAGGGAGCUGCAGUUCUCAGGAGGAAUCGGCCUGGAACCAAGGCAAAGGAUUUCUACAACUGGCCGGAUGAGUCAUUUGAGGAGAUGGACAGCACCCUGGCUGUCCAACAGUACAUCCAGCAGAACAUUAGAUCAGACUGCUCUAAUAUCGACAAAAUCCUUGAGCCUCCAGAGGGUCAGGACGAGGGCGUGUGGAAGUAUGAACACCUCAGGCAGUUCUGUCUGGAGCUCAACGGACUAGCUGUAAAACUGCAGAGCGAGUGCCAUCCAGACACCUGCACCCAGAUGACAGCCACAGAGCAGUGGAUCUUUUUAUGUGCUGCCCACAAGACACCCAAAGAGGUCAGUCAAGACCGUGGGUUAUUCAAUGUUCACUUGGGUGUCUUUUAUUACAAUUCUUUAUUUAGUUUUAUACAAUGUUCAUGAACUUUAUACAAUAAC